Homarus americanus (American lobster) is the source of this 6429-nucleotide messenger RNA. It is a transcript of the gene Graf, whose product is annotated as rho GTPase-activating protein 10-like. Gene Ontology annotation, molecular function: protein binding; GTPase activator activity. NCBI's taxonomy places the organism in Eukaryota, Metazoa, Arthropoda, Malacostraca, Decapoda, Nephropidae. The record is from RefSeq and is a predicted model, not a curated record. Gene Ontology annotation, cellular component: cytoplasm. Gene Ontology annotation, biological process: signal transduction.
AUCUCUCCCGGGCCAAGCGUAACCUGAGCAACAACUUGCAGAGGUUCAAGUUUGAGUGUAUCGGCAACAGUCAAACAGACGAUGAGAUAGUGAUCGGCGGCUCGCUGCGAGAGUUUGCCAAGAUUGUCGAUAUGGUGGAGGACGAGAGGGAGAGGAUGCUGGAGCGGUCGUACGAGCAGAUCAUACAGCCGCUGGAGAGCUUCAGGAAGGAGGCCAUCGGCGGCGCUAAGGAAGGCAGGAAGAAGUUUGAGAAGCAGACCCAGAAGUUCUGUCAGUCCCAGGAGCGUUACCUUAACCUGUCUACCAAGAAGGACGGUCAGGUGCUGCAGGAGGCUGAUGCGUCGGUGGAGAUGGAACAGCGUCACUUUGUUCACGCCUCACUUGAUUAUGUGUUCCUGCUGCAAGAAGUUCAAGAGAGAAAGAAGUUUGAAUUUGUGGAGACGCUGUUGAGUUAUAUGUACGGGUGGCUGACCUUCUACCAUCAAGGUCACGAGGUAUUCAAUGAUUGUAACCCCUACAUGCGUGACCUCCAAGUUAGAGUACAAAGGACGCGUGAAAACUUUGAGGCGACCCGUCAAGAAUCUGUUCAGCUCAAGAACAAGAUGCUGGAGGUCAUGAGCAUGUGUUCAAUCCUAGACCCCACUGUUUCCACCAACAGCUGUGAGAAUAACACUCAAGUUUCUGCCCCUUGUGAGAAGUCAAUGGAUCCCGGCAACAUGGACAAGAUGUACACCAGACAGGGCUACCUCUUCCUCAUGGAGAAGAAGGCAUUCGGCACAACUUGGACUAAACACUACUGCCUCUACCAGAAGGAGAACAGAGUCUUCACAAUGAUUCCCUACAACCAGAUCCAACACAAAAUUUGCAAGUUUACGUCGACAGAAACUAUAGUGCUGAGGUCUUGUGUGCGGCGGAUGUCAGACAGUAUAGACAAGAGAUUUUGCUUUGAUCUGACGGCCCAGGACAAGCCAGGAGUCCAGUACACACUACAAGCGCUGUCGGAGGAAGACCGCAAGCACUGGAUGGACGCCAUGGAUGGGAAGGAACCGAUGUACGCCCACCCUAGUGGUGCUCCGGGUUCUCAGGAAGAGACAUCUCUAGAUGAAGUUGGGUUGAGCUUCACAUCAAGAGCAAUAGCCAUGUUGGAGAGCAGAGGGCUGGAAGAUCAAGGUUUGUACAGGUUAGUCGGUGUAUCUAGCAAAGUGACUAAGUUGUUACAGUUGGGUCUAGAUCGCCGGAAAGCUGAGAAACUGAUGCUAGACGACUCUGCUGAAUGGGAAGUGAAGACCAUCACAUCUGCCAUCAAGCAAUACUUCCGCAACCUUCCUGAGCCUCUCAUGACGUACAAGCUACACAGUGCCUUCAUCGCUGCUGCCAAACAAGACCAGCUGUUCCGGCGUGUAAAUGAUAUUCACGGUCUGGUUCACAAACUGCCAAAGACAAACUUCAUAGUUCUCAAGACUUUAAUUCAGCAUUUGGUGAAUGUUGCCAACAAGAGUGAGAAGAACCUAAUGACAGUGAGCAACCUUGGGGUCUGUUUUGGACCCACGCUGCUCAGACCAGAGGAGGAGACUGUCGCUGCCAUCAUGGACAUAAAGUUCUGCAACAUUGUGGUGGAAAUCCUUAUAGAACACUUUGAGAAGAUUUUCAGCUCUCAACCGGAGCCUUUAGUUGACGUCUCCCGAAUUGGAGAUGCGUCAGCGGCCCACAGCAGACAGACUCCUCCUAAAUCUUCACCUCCACCACCCUCUCACAACCAUGCAUCCAGUGCUUCCCAGACCACCUCCUCACAUAACCACACAUCUGCCUCAUCUGCGUCCUUGUCUCACUCUAAACAUCCGCCGGUGUUACAAAAGGUUGUGACUUCCUUCACCACAAGUGAACCUCAGACAGUGCACUUUGGAGCACCGUCCAGUCUUCCCUCACAGUUACAACGUUCAGAUGCAUUGUCCAACCUUAAGGCCCAGACAACAUCAUCUGGGGCAUAUUCCAACAUGCCUCCCCCACCAUCCGCCACCCACCACUGGAACAAUACUUCGUCUAUAUCUAGUCUUAACUCAGGCCUAAACUCAGGGCUCAACUCGCAUAGCUCGCUUGUUUCAUUAAGUUCAACAGUGGCGAGUUCUAUUGCCAUGAGCGGGGCUUUUGACAGCGUCCAGAGCAGCCGACCUGCGCGUCCUCCUGCUCCUACCAAUGGUCAGUCCAGAGCGGGGACAGCGCUGUCCUUUGUCAAUCCUCUGUCUGACCGAAAUGAUGGAGUACAGAGCACGAGUAGUUCUAGUGAGUCACUAUCAUCCCGGUCAUCACGGGAGUUAACACAACCGCCCUCCAACUCCCUCUCCUCCUCUCCGCAGACAAGUAAGAGGCUUCCUCAUGUUGUGGCGCCCCCCAAGAUGGGUGCUAACGGCCCUCAUCGAGACGUCCGUUUGCAGCAGACAAACCAUUAUGCGUAUAACAGCACUUGGUAUAUAUCCUUUCCAGAUGCCAGACUUGGGACGGCUUAUCCCCCGACCUACCGCCAACACAUGGAGACUCUGUGCAAGAGACAAUCUCUGGAGUUCCUCUACUCGUCUCUGAACUCCAUCAGUGGGUCACAGUCCACCUUGAGUCUCCUGGCCCCUACCAGCUCUUCUCCCCCUCCCUCGUCAUCAUCCACCUCCAACGGGACGGUCAACUCUCCACCAAGGCGUGUGAGAACGUUGUAUGCAUGUGUAGGAGAGAAUGAGUCUGAGCUUUCUUUUGAACCAAAUCAAAUUUUGAGCAAUGUUCGGGCGUCACGAGAACCCGGCUGGCUCGAAGGAACGCUAAACGGACGAACUGGUCUGAUUCCUGAAAAUUAUGUUGAAGAAAUAGAUGAUAAGCCGCCGCCUCCUCGGCUGAUAUCCCAGAGAAACACUGACGUGUAAUGUGAAAGAGACAGCCAUCUAGUGGACACAGAGUGGAAGUUCUCACUGACCUUUAUGUAAGGAAAAGUACGGUACUGUAUUGUGUCUUAACAAUAUCCACUGCUUACAUUAUACUGUAUUGUUGACCAGUGAUACCUGUGUACUGUGUACUUUACUGUACUGUAUCUCUUCAAAAACUUACUUGGGAGAUGUUUGCUUCAUGUACUGUAUGUCAGUCAGUGAUGGAACAUAUGCCUUCAACUUUGAUAAUGAUAAUCCUCAUGGGCCUUAGGUACUCCCAGGACUUCCUGUGCUAUUAAAGAAAUUUUCAGCCAUAUCAAAUUCUCAGAUUCAUGGAUAUUUUUCAAGUGAUAUCUGUGCAUAAAUGAAGACAUGUGAAAAUAAGGAAAGCCGAGAGAAUGUCUGUAUGUGGUAUGAGGUGACAGUGCUUCUCUUUACAGUAAUCAAAAUGAACAUGAUCUAAUAAGUGCCACAAUGUUUCCUUACCAACAAGUCCUCUUGAUGUCUGGGAUACUGUUAUUAGUCACCCGACAUGUGUGAUAGAAGGUCACAAUUUAACCAUAAAUGGAGGAAAUUAUACAAUGGGGAAAAAAUAUUGAAGCUCACACCCAUUUGUUACCUUUGACACAUGAGAAUGAAGGUGUUCUUAGGCAUGGUAGUGAGUGAUAGUCAGAAGUAUUCCCCAAGUACUAUAAUAGUCUGGACUUUGGUUAAAGAAAGAAAAAAAAGCAUCACUAUCCAGGACAUUUUGGUCAUAAUGUUCAUUCUUUAUGAUUUUAAAUAUUUAUUUGUGGGAAAAAUAUGAAGAUUAACCUCAAGGAAUGAUUUUCUCAUUAUUAGACGUUAUUUUUUUAAAUGUCAUCACGAACUCUUUGUCUCAAGAUUCUAUUUGGAUUUACUAAUGAUACAAGAAUCGAUGAUGUGACUGAUAAAUUUUAAUCUAUCAUUUUGUUUUAAAUGAACUCAAAUAACAUUACAGUAUCGCUCUUUGAGGAGGUUUUCAAUUUUAUGAGUACUGUAUUUUAAUUUGAAGAAACAUUGCCAUAAAGAAUUAUGAAAGUGAUGAAUGACCUGGAUAGGUCUACUGGAUAAUGAUGAACUGUCAUAGUGUACAUGUGUAACAGUGAUGACCUAGUCUGAACCAAAAUAAUUGGAGAAUGUAUAUUUAGCCUCUUCAUGUAACAAACAUUUGUACAUUUGAGUAUUUUGUAAAUAUUGUUUUAUUAUCAUAUACGUAUUACAUAAGUAAUGCAUAACUUCAAGUUUUGUUUUCAAUAGCCAAAUGAUUUUAAAUAUGUGAGCUCGGUUUCCUUUUUUAUCAAUGUACUGUUAUGUCAGACGAAACCAGCGCUUUACUAGAAAAGACACGUGAGAUACAAUAGCUUAGAAUUUGUUAACUUUUUUGGUCACUCAUGCAUGAUUCCUUAAAAAUAUAUUAAGUAUGAACGGAAUAUUUGUAUAUUUUAGGUAUUCAGUGUAAGGCAAAGGUUUUUGUAUGCAGCUAGUCAAGUAAUAUUCAUUGUGAUGUACAAAACCAUUACAAUGUAAUAUGUAGUUCAGUAAUUCCAGUAGUGAGAUGGAUUAAACAGUUUUAACUAUUAAGAGAGGUGACCAACCACUUUAACUACAAUGGAAUAAUGUUGAUUGCAUGAGAAAGCUGCCUUAGCCUAUGAUGAUUAUUGAUGGCCUCCAGAACUGAAGAAAGUAACUAAUUGAUGGACUUCAUUCAUUUUCAUUUUGCUCGCUUACCCAUUACACACACACACACGGUCCACUGUGACGAAUGAUUCCAAAGAGUAAUAAUUCUGGCUUUUAUGUUACGUAAUGGAAUUGAAGGAAGAUUUAAUUGUCAUUGACUGUUGUGGUGAUGUUUGUGGUCUUCAGCGAUGAUUGCUCUGUUGUUUGUGGGUAAUAUGAGGAAUCAUUGUAAGUUGGAUUGGCCAGUUGAUAACAUUUUGCUGAGAUAUUCUACAUGUUCUAUAAGCUGUGCAUUAAGAGGUACAAGUAACAUACCAUAAAAGUUUGCUUUGGUUUAACAUACAUUCCGUUUACAGUAAGCUCUUAAUUAUUAUUAUAGAGACAAGCAGAUGAUAUUUGUGACAUUAUUACUUUUAAGUGUUUGUAACAUGUCAUUGUGGCUGAUUUAAGUACCGUAUUUAUAAAAUUAUGGCAAAAUCUGUUUGAAACAUUUGAAUUCACGGUUGGCUUCUCUCUACAACUGAUGUUCCUUUUGUCUAAUAAUGAAAUGCAUAAAUAAGUACAAAGGUCUUUCAGUCUAAUUAGUUGGCAAUAUUUAAGUUGUACCUGAGAACAUUACUAUCAGAAUCACUUUUAUUGAAGUUCAUAAAAAAAAUUAAGGGUUUACUGUACAUCACUUCAUUAUUUUUGGUUACUGUAUUUGGUUACACAAACCAGUAUAGUCAGUUCUGAAAUUCAAGAUGUUAGCCUAGCUGUUGCACAGAAAGAAUGGUAGUAUAUAUAUAUUGUUUGUUUAACUGUUAAUUAUAUAAUUACUAGUCAUUCCUAUUAUUAAGGUUUGUAAAAUUGACUGAAUAAUCAUAAUAAACAAACUUUUGUGUUGAUCACAGGCAGGGAGACACACAGGGUACAUUAUGUGUACCGUCUUGCACUAUUGUGUGUCAGACAUUAAAAAAAAUCAUCUUAACCUGGGUUUCUAUAAUUGUCUUUUAAGUGUUGAUCCGUCUCACAAAUUUUGGACAAAUUGAACAACAAGAUAUUUGACCACCACGAGCUGUAGUCUGUAUCACUUUUUCCCCAAGUGCUAAAUUUCAUCCUGGGAAAAUCCCUCGACUCUAAGAGGUCGAUAAUCUUGAGAAGUAAAGUGAUCCUCCCAGGCUGACAUUCAUUAAACUAUUGCACAUAAAUUUGUGAUUCCGUUGGUCCAGUCAAACACCCGGGUACUGUACUGUAGUCACUCACUUCUGGCUUACAGUGUCUCUCAUGUUUCCUUGUACACUCUUUAUUUCCCCUUAUCUAUUCGUAAGAAAUUUUGAAACUUCUGCACAUCAUUAUUCGGAAAGUAAUAAGGAACAAGGUACUGUACUUGGUAAGAGUAGUAGCCUACUUAUAGAAUUUUUAUAUAUGUGUUUUAAAGAUCAAUUUUGUGUACAGCUUCUCAUAGCAGUGUUUACUCUGGCAGGUUAUACAGUGUUGUUAGUUUGGCAAAACAAACCAAUUUGCAAAAAGCCAAGAGGUAAUCGGGUAAGGGUAGGAACUCUGCAGGGUAUACUCAUAAAACUUCUCAAAAGUAAAGUUGCUCAAAAAUUUAAUGCUUUCUGUAAAGUUUCACAAAAUUAACAUUUUCAAAUGCACAUUCCAUGAAGAUGUUCCUGCAAUGUCUGCCAAUCAAAAUAUUCCUGUACAUUUGAUACAUACAAAAUGAAUAUAUUUUGAUUUAGGUUUAAAAAUUCUUUCUUUGAUUUGUAAAUAAUCUUCUGUCCAUUUCUUUCCUUUGAUGGUGCAUUAUGUUAAUGCAAAUAAAUUUAGUGUUGACACGAUUUAA